AAAUUAUCCUUUCUGAUUAAAUGAACGUUUCCUUAGUGUUUGAGUUGUUUUUGUUUUGAUGUGAUAGAAACCAGGUUAUCUGUUUUAGACGUGAAUAAAAAUAAUGAUUUAAACAUAUUGUACGGUUACUGACUGUCAAAAUAUGGCGGCGCAAAAUUCAGAUAUGGACGAGGGAGAGUUGGAAAAGUAUCGCAAAUAUUUUUGGGCGAAUGAUAAGGAUGGAGAUGGAAUGAUAUCAAGAAGUGAGUUUUUCGGUAUGUUGAGAAAAAUGGGACUGGAGUUGACACACCAAGAAUCAGAAAUGUUAUUUGCUCGAACUGACAAAGAUAGAAGUGGAAAAAUCAGUUUUAACGAGUUUGCGAAUGCGUUUAUCGUAAAGAAGGAUAAAGUAUCCAUCGAACGUGUGAAGGAGGUGUUCAUUCGAACUGACCGAGAUGGUGACGGUUAUCUCAACCAAAGAGAAUGUCAUGCGGCGUUGAAACAGUUGGGGCAUGUGUUGACAGAGAAAGGUUUACAACGAGUUAUGAAGCUAACUGAUACAAAUCACGACGGAAAAGUUGAUUUCAUGGAAUUUUGCUCCUUUAUGACGUUAUAACAAAGGAUGAUAUUUUGUGCCCAACUUUUGAAAAUAAUACGACCGGAUGGAGCUUUAUGAUUGACCAUGGUCCAGCCGCUUGAUUUCAAAAAUUGUAAAAUAUUUAUUAACGAAUAAUCUAUAUCAUUA
Molecule: messenger RNA, 724 nt
Organism: Hydractinia symbiolongicarpus
Lineage: Eukaryota; Metazoa; Cnidaria; Hydrozoa; Anthoathecata; Hydractiniidae
Product: calmodulin, striated muscle-like
Exons: 5
Coding region: 143-595 (150 amino acids)
Molecular function (GO): calcium ion binding
Source: RefSeq, a predicted model, not a curated record